This is a messenger RNA of Poecilia latipinna (sailfin molly), 3688 nucleotides long. It is a transcript of the gene chic2, whose product is annotated as cysteine-rich hydrophobic domain 2. The record is from RefSeq and is a predicted model, not a curated record. NCBI's taxonomy places the organism in Eukaryota, Metazoa, Chordata, Actinopteri, Cyprinodontiformes, Poeciliidae. Bases 242 to 751 code for a protein of 169 amino acids. The transcript has 6 exons.
AAUAUCAACUGAAAAAAAAAAAGAAUAAAAAAAAAGAAAGAAAGUGUCUCCGUCCCUCUUCCGGUGUCGUGCUGUUCCGGCGGCGGAUGUUGAUGUUUUGUUUCGGAGCUCGCUGAGACGAUAUGUGAACUACUUCAUAUUUUUGUACCCAUCCUCUCCGUUUUGUCCUGGGUCUGUAUUUUAGGAAAGGUUUCUCUGUUUGUCGGCACCGUGUUUCUCCCGGUGUCACUGCCGGGGAGCGAUGAUGGAGGACUUUGAUGAAAUCUACGAAGAGGAGGAGGAAGAAGAGGACGAGGACAGGGCCGCAGAGGAACAGCUCCUCAAGUACGCUCCGGACCCGGUGGUGGUUCGAGGGUCCGGCCACGUCACGGUGUUUGGACUUAGUAACAAAUUUGAGUCAGAAUUUCCUUCAGCACUUACAGGGAAGGUGGCGCCAGAAGAGUUCAAAGCCAGUAUCAAUCGAGUGAACAGCUGCCUGAGGAAGACGCUCCCAGUGAACGUGCGGUGGCUCCUGUGCGGCUGCCUCUGCUGCUGCUGCACUCUGGGCUUCAGCUUGUGGCCGGUCAUCUGCCUCAGCAAAAGGACCAGAAGAUCAAUAGAGAAACUUUUAGAGUGGGAAAACAACAGACUUUAUCACAAGUUGUGUUUGCAUUGGAAACUUAGCAAAAGGAAGUGUGAGACCAACAACAUGAUGGAAUAUGUAAUCCUAAUAGAGUUCCUUCCCAAGAUCCCCAUCUUCAAACCAGACUAACGAGACGACAGAAGAGCCAAAAAAACUAAAGUUACAAUGGCUGUGAAACUCCUCCCUCUGAAAAACUCCACUAGUGUUUACAUUUGUCGCCCCUCUUUUCACAAAUAUACCUGUUCUGCAUCCUUGUUUACAAAUCCAGCAGCCCCUUGCUUUUUUUUUUUUUCCUUUGCCAUUGAAAUUUGACCGUUUGGUCAAACUCGUGCUCUGUUGAGCAGCUGCUGACCCUCUUCAGAGGAGAAGCAGCCAUUUGCAGGGACGCUGCUUUUAAAGCUCCGACAAGAAAACUGGACGCUCAAGUUGAGUUCUGUGAGACAAAAACUGGAUAUUUGUCACUUUCGUCCCUAAACUAAGCACACAGCACAGCCAGACUUAAAACAAACUUCACAGGCUCCCUUGGUUUGAGAGCUGUUGGAUUCACGCCCUGAAUCUGUACUUUGGACGCAAGAUGGAGCGAAACACGAGAGUUCAUCCAGAUAAAUGUGAAGCAGGCAGACUAGUCCCGCAGGAACAUGUCAAAGUUCACUCCUCAUCCGUCGGAUGUCUUCUUGCCCUGUGCACAACCAGUGACAAUCACACACUCUGACUGCACUGUUUAUACUAUAUAAAUGGGUCUUUGUGCUACACAGUUCACCCAAAGCAAUUAGAUUUCAAUGUUGUUUGCGUCCAAGUGAUGGACUGGUCACCUAGCAACCGGGCAACGACGAGACAAAAGGUUUGUGUCACUGUUUUUCUUUAUUUUACGGAUCAGGUUUUGUUUACUGUUUUUGUUCAAAUGUGCGUGUGCGUGUCAGACAGAGAAACAGCAAGCAGUCAAAAUGGAAAUACAGAAAUAUCACCUCAGAAAGAAAAAGAUUUCUUUCUUAAUGUUUUUUUUUUUUUUUGUUACCUAUUAUGAUCUUAUUUUUGGUUUGUGUAAGUUUGUGUAAGUGUAUGGCAACUUUUGGUUGUUCCUUUUGUUAAAUUUGUGGUUAAGUGUCAACAUUGAAGGACUCUCUCUGAGUCCUGCACUCCUUUUUCUGUGGCCUGUGUCACUAAAACGCAGAGCUUAACUUGUUUCCAAAUAUUUGAGUCCAAGGGUGCGUUCACACUGCCAUGAAAAGAUCGGAUACAGGUCGCAAUAUGUCAAAAAAGAUCGAAAUUGGGUCACUUCAGGCUGCAGUGUGAACGCACCCCAAGACAAGAGUCAGAGCUCUGCUGUUUUAGGUGUCUCGAUUUAUAAGUUCAGGUGUUUCGGUUGACAAGGACGUUUAAAUUAAGCAGACUCAUCCCAAACUAGAAACGUGAAUUAAACGUUGCACUAGUACAUUUUUUUUUUUUUAAAUAAACCAUAAAACUGCUUCUUACGUUGGAAAACCUACCCCCAUGUUCACUUGCUUCUGUGAUGCUGAGCUGAAUAAAAGGCAAUGAAGACAGUCAUUUCUUGGUGAAUAUAGGGAUUUUAAAGGUGCCACUCUUUCUGUUUAAAGCUUGAAUGCAUCAUAGACGUGGGAAUAGGUGUGGGCCGAUAUGAGACUGAGUGAAAACGCUACAUUUUCAUCGAUCCACGCAAAAAUUGAAAUCAAUGUCUAACAUGAUGUAGUUGCUUCGAAAAUGGCUCCAGCUACAAAAAUGACAGUAUUUCUACAGUUUGUUUUUAAAUUUGCUGACUGUGCAUCAUGCAGUACCUUGUUGCAGUUCUUGCCUUGUACGCUGCGACACAAUCUGAUGAUAUUAGUUGUGCUAUCUGCUAAGGCAGCUAUACCAGACAUGAUGCUCACAGCUCUCAUAACCAGGACUGUUUCUAAAUAGCAUCUUUUUUCUUUUUCUUUUUUUUCCUUGCAAACAAGGGGAAAUGUAGUUGCCUUUUUUCAGCCAGAUGACAGCUUUGUUGUUCUGAAUAUUCAGAAUGGAGAGAAAUACUUUCACUCUGGUUCCUUUUCACAGACCUUUGCAGCAUCAUGGCAAUAAAUUGUAGCGGUUUGAAAGUUUCUAAAAACCUUGGUGUCCCUUCAUUCUUUAAAUCUGCCCACGCCUACCUACGAAGAAAGAAAACAAAAUAUCUAGCACCCAUUGUGGAAUACAAGUAGUAAAUUUAUGGCACCUAAAGUGAGAUGAUUUGUUUUAAAUUCAGCAACAGUUUUGGUUUAUUUUUAACUUCAUGGACUUUGUCUAAAACGGCUUCCAUGUCACUGCUCAGUCUGAUGGCAUACUCAGCAUUUGAUAAAGAGACAAGUUGAGACUGACGAAGACUGCAGACCAGUUUCCAAAACAUCCACAUAUGUUUACUGAGAUCACGUAUAUCUGUGGAAUUUGAACAAAGCCACCCUGUUUUAGCUCCGGUGACUGUACAGGUGGCACUCAGGGGACGUAAAUAAUAAAAUGUAGCAUUAAUAAUCCUGUUGUCAUUUAUUUUCCACAGUUGUGACAGGGUAUCGUGUAGUAGUACAAAAGACCACACAUUACUUGAAUAACUGUAAAAUUAUGCAUUUAGUUUGUUUUGAGAUGAAGAAAAAAAAAAAGUCAAAGUUGAUUAAGCUUCCUGAUGUCUCUGUGGUCUUUCUGUUCAGAAGCACACACGUCACCAACCCACGCAGAAAAGUAUUAGUUUAUAUCUUAAACGACGAUUUAAAAAAAUAAAUAAAAAAAUCAGCUGUCUUGCCGGUUGGCAUUUUUGGUUCAUCUGUCACUUUUCUACUUUUGAUUGUCCUCUGCUUUUUGUAAAUCAAGGCAUAAGGUGUUUAUUUAGUUUUUAUGUGUUGGUAUGCGCACAGUGAAUGCCAGAUGCAUAUUGAUUUCGUAUUGCUGAUCGUGUGAUCGAGUUCUACACAGAAAUGCGUCAUUUUUUAUAUGAUCCAGAGUGUAACCUGUAUGUGUGUGACUGCGUGAGUGAGAAAAAGACAUAUACACAUGUAGAUAUAUGUACAGUUAUAAAACUACCAAUAAAAAGAAAAUGGACAA